GCAGCGUAGUGGAGGUGUAAAUCAAGAUUUUUGGUUGAAAGUUCGUGAAAUUGAAGUUCUGGAAACUUUGUCAAAUUUGAAAAUUUUUCUUCAAAAGAGGACAGCAGUACGGGACAGACGAUUGGCACAUGGCGUGAAUCAGAAGGUACAUUUUAGGAUGGAGCCUUCACGUGUUCAUCCCGGUCCCUUAGAGUAUAGUGUGCUCAAGCUGCAGUCUAUGCAUAGGUCGCAUUUUGUUUGGGAAGGAGACAUUGGGGAUACUGAUCUAGUCCAUCCACGCCGUGUGGACGGUAACUUUUGGCGUCAUAUGCGAGAUCAUCCCCAGUGCGAUCGUAUCAUCCAAUGCUUAUACGGAUCAGCAUUCUGGGGAGUGUAUGCCGUCGGUAGGAUACAACUUGAUUGGCCAUUGAUCACAGCGCUUUUGGAGCGUUGGCGCCCAGAGACACACACGUUUCACUUUCGAAGUGGUGAGGCAACCAUCACACUACAAGACAUUGAGAUUAUGUACGGGCUCCCCGUAGAUGGACAACCUGUGCACGCUGUAGAGGAGCAGUCAUGUUCUAUGUGGCAGGAUGAGAUGGAGCGUCUGACUGGUUUUCGCCCCCCUGUAGCAGCGUUGAAGGGUUGCAGAUUGAAGAUAUCUGCCAUUGAUGCACAUGUUACCCAGUUAGCAGAUCUUACCGAUGAUGAUCCUGAUGAGGAGGUCCAUAAGCGAUGCCGGCUUUACAUUUUAUGGAUGAUUGGUGGCCUCAUCUUCCCUGACACUUCAGGGAACAGAGUUAAUUUGGAGUUUUUGCCCUUGCUCGAGGAUCUUGGCAAGACUGUACACUAUAGCUGGGGAUCUGCUGCACUAUCUUACCUGUAUAGGUGUUUGUGCCGAUCGUCCAUGGAGCAAAAAUCAGACAUUGGUGGCUUCUUGUCUCUUUUGCAGGUAUGGGCUUGGGAGAGAUUGUUAUCUAUACAGCCGAUUCCUCGUCCCCAGCCCCCCUUGAACCCUGAUGAAGUCCCUCCUCCUGAGCCACCUUCACCUCCUCCUUAUGCAAAGAAGUGGGGGAGAGGUGUGGACCGUGAUAUCGUUGCAGGCCACUUCCUACCGUUGUAUAGGGACCAGUUUGAUACUAUGACACCUGAUCAGUUCAUCUGGCAACCUUACGAUGAGGGAAUCAUAGCUGAUUUACCAGAGCGGUGCUCCCGUGGGCGACACGUGUGGAUGGCAUCUGUGCCACUUAUUUGUCAAAAUAUAGUGGAGGAUCACGUGCCAAAACGUGUGUUACGGCAGUUUGGGCUUGCGCAGGGUGUUCCAGAUAAUAAUCAGUGGGAAGACGGACACUUUUUGAGGGAUAAACGUUACAAGGCUGAUCCUGUUUUUCAGCAGUUCAUUGCUGAACAGACUGCUUUGUGGGGGCAGAGAGCUGAUCGUGUUGUGCAAGACGUUCCUGCGCAUGUUACCAUCCCCAAUGAUGAUCCUUACAUGAUUUGGUAUAGGAGAAUCACGCGCACUCUGAUUGGGAAUCCUGUGCGACGUGCUGACAGAGGUUAUCAGUCAUAUGCAGGCCAGCACGAGGCAUUGGGAAGAGCAUUGCAUUAUCUUUAUCGCAUGGGCUUGGAGAUGCAGCAGGAAGCUGUUGAUGAAAGAGUUAGAGGGUGGGCUCGGACUGUGAGCUCCGUAUCGGCCGAGGCUUUACUUGCUGCAUCCCAGGGUCGCAGAUUAUCUUUUGAUGCAGAUUAUGCACCGCCUGCCAAGUAUGAAGAUGGGCCCGCUCUGACUCUUCGUAGACGUUGCGGUGCUGGUCGCGCUCGAGGUGGGCGACAGGGUGGUACAGCUUCACCCGUGGGUCAUCAUCUGGUUGACAAGGAUGAUGAUGAGGAUUCACUACUCUCUGUAGCGACGUUAAGUACUUCCCGUGAGUUCAGACAACGCAAGUCUAAAAGAAAGUCAGGAUCUUCAACGGCUGCAGAUUUUAACAAAAAGGCUAAGCAGAAAGAUCAACCUGCUGAAAAUGGGAAGGAGGACAGUGGCAGCAAGUCUAAAAGGAACUCCGAAUCCUCCUCGUCUACAGAAUCUAGCGAAAGGGCUAAGCAGAAAGAUCAACCUGCUGAAAAUGGAAAGGGUAAGCAGAAAGAGGGACAAGUAGAAAAUGGAAACGACGAUGUACAAACUGGAGAAAAAAACUCCAAAGGCGACGAUAGUGCUAAUGUAAAUAAGGAGAUUCUUGCACAGCCUUCCUAGGUAGGAACAGAAGUAGGAAGUUUGCCUAUUUCCAUUGUAUUUCCUGCUCAUCUGUUGUCAACAUCGAAAUCUGUAAUACUGUGUUUGGUAGAUGUUGGAUGAUAGUUGAGUUAUGACUUAUGACAGAGCAAAAUGAAAAUAGUAACGAAUCUUUUCUAGAUUGACAAAGGAAAAAUAGAACAAAACCUACACAGGCUUACAGGCAGCAAUUGUUCACUUCAAUAAGUUAAUAUUUUUUUAUUCUUUA
Molecule: messenger RNA, 2477 nt
Organism: Nicotiana attenuata
Lineage: Eukaryota; Viridiplantae; Streptophyta; Magnoliopsida; Solanales; Solanaceae
Product: serine/threonine-protein phosphatase 7 long form homolog
Exons: 8
Coding region: 158-2230 (690 amino acids)
Biological process (GO): meristem maintenance; meristem development
Source: RefSeq, a predicted model, not a curated record